Molecule: messenger RNA, 1431 nt
Organism: Raphanus sativus (radish)
Lineage: Eukaryota; Viridiplantae; Streptophyta; Magnoliopsida; Brassicales; Brassicaceae
Product: protein MRG2
Exons: 10
Coding region: 132-1121 (329 amino acids)
Biological process (GO): regulation of DNA-templated transcription; chromatin organization
Cellular component (GO): nucleus; histone acetyltransferase complex
Source: RefSeq, a predicted model, not a curated record
UUGGAAAAAAUCCCAAUUUUCCCGGACCACAUUUGGUGCCCCGUCGAAGAUUCGACGAUCUGUGUUUUGUCCUAUUUUUCUCUGUUUGUCUCCCUCUUCUUCACUCUUCAUUCUCCACAUCUUUCUUUGUGAUGGGAAGCCACAGCAACGCCGAGAAAGAUGAAUCCGCCACCGAGACGGAGACUACAACAACACGACGGGGUUCUCUCUCUGUUACAGAGUCCAACACCGAUUGUGACGGAGACGCCUUGCCUCCUCCUCCUCCUCCUCUUGCGAACGUGAGUCAAUUCGAAGAAGGAGAGAAAGUUUUAGCCAACCACAAAGGUCGCUUCUACGAAGCCAAGGUUCUUGAAGUGGCAUUUAAAGACAAUGAAUGGAACUACUAUGUGCAUUACAUUGGUUGGAACAAAAGUUGGGACGAAUGGAUAGGUCAUGAUUGUGUGUUGAAACACAACGAGGAGAAUCUUGAGAAACAGGGUGUGAAGCAAGGAGUUAAGAGUGCUAUGGCUUGGAGAGUUUCCAAGAUGAAACCUAGAUGCCCUAAUGUUGCUAGAGGCAGAAAGCGGAAGCAAGAUUCUGUUGAUAAUGUAGUCUCUCCAAUGGAGGAGAAUUUGGUUCCUUCAGAUAACCUUUUAACUUUCAAUAUCCCGCCAGCGCUGAGGAAGCAGCUAACGGACGAUUGUAAAUUUGUUACUCAGAUGCAAAAGCUUGUGGAACUUCCUCGAUCUCCCAGUGUGGAUGACAUCUUGAAGAAGUACACCGACAGCAAAAUGGAUAAACAUGGCAGGUUAAGCAAUUCAGUUGAGGAAAUUCUGAAAGGUUUGCGUUGCUACUUUGACAAUGCUUUGCCGGUGAUGUUACUAUACAACAAUGAACGGAAGCAGUACGAGGAAACCAUAUGUGGGGAUGUAUCUCCCUCUUCUGUCUACGGAGCUGAACAUUUGUUACGACUCUUUGUGAAAUUGCCGGAGUUGCUGAUCCAUGUGAAAAUGGCAGAAGAGACAUUGAAGGAAUUGCAGGACGAGUUUGUUGAUAUUCUAAGGUUCUUGAGGAAUAACCAGAGUUCGUUAUUUGUAUCAACAUACAAAGCGGUUGAAGAAAUGGAGAAGCAAGAAACUUAAGGAACUCGUUUCUAAAUGAUGAAUGGGUGUCACUGUAGCAAGUAAUAUAUGCAGUGAUCAUUUGUCUCUGUUGUUUAGUAUGUAAUGUAACGAGAGAGGUUGGGUUGUUUAAGUUUCUAAGUAUAGAUUCCGUCUGUAUUAUGAAAACGAUUAACAUCGUGAAUCAUCGUCUACUGCAUUCUCCUCCCUGCUGUUAGGGGUUUCUGUUGUUUGUAGUGCGAGGCAUGAAAGUUCAUUCUCGGUUUCAUGUUUGUUGUAAACAGAUGUUAUGAAUACAGUUUCCUAUAUUACUAGGCACAGUUUCUUAAUU